CUCUGUAUCUAUCUUUUGUUCUUUUUAUAUUAUGCAGGUAAUCUUGGUGGGUCAUGAUUUUGGUGGUGCAUGUAUAUCAUACGCAAUGGAGUUGUUUCCACAUAAAGUUGCAAAGGCCAUUUUUAUUGCUGCAGCAAUGUUGAAAAAUGGACAAAGUACUCUUGAAAUGUUCUCCCAACAGGCCACUUCAGAUGAUCUUAUGAGACAGGCUCAGAUAUUUUUGUAUGCAAAUGGGAAUAAUCAGCCUCCAACUGCUAUUGAUUUAGAUAAAUCAAUGUUAAAGGAUUUGUUAUUCAACCAAAGUCCUGCAAAGGAUGUCGCAUUGGCAUCUGUUUCGAUGAGGCCAAUUCCCUUUGCCCCAGUUCUGGAGAAGCUUUCACUUUCGGAUUUGAAAUAUGGAUCAGUGAGGCGGUUUUAUAUAGAAACAUCAGAAGACAAUGCCAUACCCAUCACAGUCCAGGAGAGCAUGACAAAAGAAAUCCCUCCUGAACAGGUCCUUCGCUUGAAAGGCGCCGAUCACUCACCUUUUUUCUCAAAGCCCCAAGCCCUGCACAAGUUAUUGGUGGAGAUCUCGAAGAUUUCUUCUACUUAGAAACACCCUUUCUUUUCUGGCUAGAUGGAUUCUAGAGAACGCUUCGUUCUGAUUAUCUGGCGACACGAUAGAAAUGCCACCGGAAUCAUCAGUAAUUUAUGCAGUUGCAUUAGAUAGGAUGGCCAGUAAGCAUGUAAAUGCAGAUAGGAUUAAAGUUAUGUGUUAUCGGUGCUCGUUUUAUUGCACAUGAGAGUUAUGUUCGCAUAAAGAUGUAUUUUUGAGGUAAUUUUCAAGGUUUGAUGCACUUUUAUCGCAUGAGAGAAUCGUUGUUAGAUGUUUUCUUU
Molecule: messenger RNA, 876 nt
Organism: Prunus avium (sweet cherry)
Lineage: Eukaryota; Viridiplantae; Streptophyta; Magnoliopsida; Rosales; Rosaceae
Source: RefSeq, a predicted model, not a curated record